AGUUCCUUUCACUCCGUAUCAACAACAGGAAGAAAUCAUUCCUGCCACCCCACCCACCCUCCCCGCUCCGGAGCGAAGUGCGCUCAUCCGCACGCAGUGGCCGGCAGCCCGAGCGCUUCUCACGCAGCGACCGGCGUGCGAGUUCCCCUCCUUGCACUAAACUUUGCUUCUCUUUCUUUCUCCAUUUUCUCUCUCUCUUUCCCCCCCUUGCUUUGGGAUAUCACGUUUUAUUGGCAAAAGGAAAGCACGUAGCUCCCAUCUUCCCUUUCCUUCCCCCCACUCCCCUCCCCUCAGGACUUUUCCUAUUCGGUGGGAAUCUUAUUGCCAGAGCCGAUCUCGCGUCUGCCAGCCUUCACCUGGAUAUAAUAUUCAAGCAAAGCUGUUUCCAACAUGACAACUCUGGCUGGAGCUGUCCCAAGAAUGAUGCGGCCGGCUCCCGGUCAGAACUACCCUCGCAGUGGAUUCCCACUAGAAGUGUCCACUCCGCUAGGCCAGGGCAGAGUCAACCAGCUCGGGGGAGUUUUUAUCAAUGGCAGGCCUCUCCCCAACCACAUCCGACACAAGAUAGUGGAGAUGGCCCAUCAUGGGAUAAGGCCCUGUGUCAUCUCUCGCCAGCUGCGUGUAUCCCACGGCUGCGUGUCCAAAAUCCUCUGCAGGUACCAGGAGACGGGCUCCAUCCGGCCGGGGGCCAUCGGGGGCAGCAAGCCCAAGCAGGUGACGACGCCGGACGUAGAGAAGAAAAUCGAGGAGUACAAGCGGGAGAACGCGGGCAUGUUCAGCUGGGAGAUCCGGGACAAGCUGCUCAAGGAUGGGGUCUGCGAUCGCAACACGGUUCCCUCAGUGAGCUCCAUCAGCCGCAUUUUGCGAAGCAAGUUUGGGAAAGGAGAGGAGGAGGAGGCGGAACUGGAGAGGAAGGAGGUGGAGGAGAGCGAGAAGAAGGCCAAGCACAGCAUCGACGGCAUCCUGAGCGAGCGAGCACCCCAAUCUGAUGAAGGCUCUGACAUAGAUUCUGAACCAGAUUUACCUUUAAAGAGAAAGCAGCGCCGUAGUCGAACAACUUUCACCGCAGAACAACUAGAAGAACUGGAAAGAGCAUUUGAGAGGACCCAUUACCCUGAUAUAUACACACGGGAAGAACUUGCACAAAGAGCCAAACUUACUGAGGCUCGAGUUCAGGUCUGGUUUAGUAACCGUCGAGCUAGAUGGAGGAAACAGGCAGGGGCCAAUCAACUGAUGGCUUUCAACCACUUGAUCCCAGGAGGCUUUCCACCCACUGCCAUGCCAACCCUGCCAACAUACCAGCUGUCUGAGCCCUCCUAUCAACCCACCUCCAUACCCCAAGCUGUGUCUGAUCCAAGCAGUACGGUCCAUAGACCUCAGCCUCUUCCUCCGAGCACUGUGCACCAAAGCAGCAUCCCUUCAAAUCCAGAAAACAGCUCUGCAUAUUGCCUACCCAGCACCAGGCAUGGAUUUUCCAGCUAUACAGACAGCUUUGUGCCUCCAUCCGGGCCCUCAAAUCCCAUGAACCCUGCCAUUGGCAAUGGCCUUUCACCUCAGGUAAUGGGACUCUUGACUAACCAUGGUGGUGUACCUCACCAACCCCAAACUGACUAUGCCCUCUCACCUUUAACUGGGGGCCUGGAACCAAGCACCACUGUAUCAGCCAGUUGCAGUCAGAGGCUAGAUCAUAUGAAAAGUUUAGACAGCCUGCCUACAUCCCAGUCAUACUGCCCACCAACCUACAGUACUACAGGUUACAGUAUGGACCCUGUCACAGGCUACCAGUAUGGACAGUAUGGACAAAGUGCCUUUCAUUAUCUGAAGCCAGAUAUUGCAUAAAUGAACUGUCCGCUUCAAGUUAAAGCUGGUCUUGUUUCUGGUCUCACUCCAAUGCUUGGAUAGGAGGAAUCUUCUCACUGAAACACAGCCCAAACCAGGGCAAUCACAAUAAAGAUACACGAUUGUUAUGUGCUUUUCUCCCGUCAUUACUUUCAGUAGACAUUCAGACAUUAGUACGAAACAGUUCAGAAGACAAAGACCAAGAGCAAUAUUAAAUAAACAAAUGCAGCUUGGUUCAGUAUGGGCAGGUAUCAAAAAUAGUAAAGUAUUUAAAACUGCUGACUGACAAAACAUUCCAUUUUUAUGUUGGUGAAAAAAGCAGGCAUUGAUUUGAACCGAAGGAAUGAUCCAAAACUUAACAGUUAAUCUCUGUAGAUUCUGACUCGUCUGACAUCCAAUGCUGACUUUACGAUAACUUUAAAACUGCUCAGUUUAUGAAGCACGGGCAGGAGAACUUAAAAAAAUUUUACACACUGGAAAUUGACAUCAAGAGGAAAUGUUGCAGUCAGUAGGAAGCUAGGAUAGAUGUAAAAGGCUUCCAGAAUAAGGUUUUGGUUAUCUUAUCACUCUUUUGUAAUUAUGUUGUCAAUAAAUGUCACUUGCAAGUUUUGCUUUACAACAAAUGAGAUGAUGUGUAACACAAAGAAAAAGUUUUGCCUUUUUUUUGUGUGAAGUCUUCCUAGUCCAUGUUACAUUCUGAAUCAAAAAAAGGAAAAAAAUCACCAACAAAGUGACUUUGUUUUCCAUAACUGCCUAACAAUGUGCAAUACUGUGUACCUCACACAAACUUUGGGAUCAUCCAAAGUGAUAGAUAGAAUCAGAACUAUAUUUUUCCAGGUACUUUUAUUUUUGCAGUAUAUAAUUCAUUGUAAUAAAAUGCAGAAGUGUUGUAGUCUGAUGGUCAAUAGAAAUCCAGCUCACUAAUCAUGAUUAAAAACCAUUUUCAGGAAACAAUACAAUUAAAUGAUUACGUUUACAUUCUUUUUUUAGUAACCUACAGGACGUGAACUGAGAUAUUCCUGUACCUGAUGUGUUCUCGUAAAUUAUACAGUGAUAUCCAAUAUAGGAAAAAAUAGGAACCAAGGUUUACAUAAGUUUAUGUUGUGACAUUUUAGAAUGUCAAUAAAUUUGUGUUUUGAAAUGUUAAGAGGAACAGAAAAAUGGAAGGCAGCGUUAUUUAUUUCUCUUGAUUCUUGGUACAAUGAGUGAGGUAGGGCACAAAUACAUUCCUUUUAGCAUUAAGGACUAUGAAGUAGUGAGUUAGACUAGGUAUAGUACAGAGAUUAGUUCACACAUUGGUCUUAAAGGGUGAUGGAACAAAAGAAAUAUUAUCUUUGUGUUGCAGCCUCUACCAUCAACACGUGUUGUAAAAAUGUCUUUCAUGUAAAAAGUGCAGUAAAUAUUUACUAUUUAUAUUGAAUAAACAGUUAUGAAGACUUGCAAAGCA
Alligator mississippiensis (American alligator) is the source of this 3286-nucleotide messenger RNA. RefSeq names its product paired box 3 (gene PAX3). NCBI's taxonomy places the organism in Eukaryota, Metazoa, Chordata, Crocodylia, Alligatoridae. Gene Ontology annotation, biological process: anatomical structure development; regulation of transcription by RNA polymerase II. The coding region runs from base 391 to 1839 and encodes 482 amino acids. Gene Ontology annotation, molecular function: RNA polymerase II cis-regulatory region sequence-specific DNA binding; DNA-binding transcription factor activity, RNA polymerase II-specific. The transcript has 9 exons. The record is from RefSeq and is a predicted model, not a curated record.